AAAAACGUGGAAAUAAAAUAAUUUAAGAUGAAUUUAAAUAUAUCUGGUGUUGCAAAAUAUGUAUGGAAAUCCCAAACAGUAGCUGGAUUCGGGUUUCAACAAGUAAGAAAUAAAUGGGCGAACUGGCUUAUGAUACGAGAUGUGAAAAGGCGACGAAUGAGCGCAGAGAACUUUCUCGAGAGAACCAGAAUCAACGCGAUGCGAAAGAAUGAUGUCCUGCCUUUGGAGAUCAGGGAACUGGCUGACAAAGAUAUAAAUAAGUUUGAGAUGAACGCUAUCCCACUCAGAUUAAAUAACAGAUGCGUUGUUACAUCAAGGCCCAGAGGUAUUGUAAAGGAGUGGCGAAUGAGCCGUAUAGUGUGGAGACAUCUGGCAGACUACAACAAGUUGUCCGGAGUACAGCGAGCCAUGUGGGGAUAGAGCAAUGUCUUAUUAGUUUAUGUAGUGUAGUCUUAAAUAAAUUAUAUUGUUAACUCAA
Molecule: messenger RNA, 478 nt
Organism: Helicoverpa armigera (cotton bollworm)
Lineage: Eukaryota; Metazoa; Arthropoda; Insecta; Lepidoptera; Noctuidae
Gene: mRpS14
Product: small ribosomal subunit protein uS14m
Exons: 4
Coding region: 28-420 (130 amino acids)
Biological process (GO): translation
Cellular component (GO): ribosome; mitochondrial small ribosomal subunit
Molecular function (GO): structural constituent of ribosome
Source: RefSeq, a predicted model, not a curated record